This is a messenger RNA of Trichoplax adhaerens, 2502 nucleotides long. RefSeq lists its product as uncharacterized. Gene Ontology annotation, molecular function: protein binding. The transcript has 24 exons. Gene Ontology annotation, biological process: generation of catalytic spliceosome for first transesterification step; mRNA splicing, via spliceosome. The annotation marks the transcript as partial. Gene Ontology annotation, cellular component: U2-type catalytic step 2 spliceosome; post-mRNA release spliceosomal complex; Prp19 complex. The record is from RefSeq and is a predicted model, not a curated record. Lineage: Eukaryota; Metazoa; Placozoa; Uniplacotomia; Trichoplacea; Trichoplacidae.
GUUUUGCAGGAAGAAUCGGAUAUUGCUUUCGAAGAGGAAAUUUUACGCAAUCCUUAUUCGGUGAAAUUUUGGAUGCGUUAUAUUGAACAUAAAGCCAACUCACCUAAACAAGUCAUCAAUUUAAUACACGAACGGGCAUUAAAAGAACUCCCUGGCAGCUAUAAAUUGUGGUAUAAUUAUCUAAAAUUAAGAAGGAAACAAAUUCGAGGAAAAUGCAUCAAUGAUCCUGCAUAUCAAGAUGUUAACAAUACUUAUGAACGAGCUCUCGUAUUCAUGCACAAGAUGCCUCGUCUAUGGAUCGAUUACUCCCAAUUCUUAGUAGAUCAAAAAUUUGUAUCCAGAGCACGUCGCACCUUUGAUCGAGCUUUGCAAGCUUUACCAAUAACCCAACAUCAUCGGAUAUGGCCAUUGUACCUAAAAUUCGUUCGAUCCAGUGGUAUCCCAGAAACUUCUGUUCGAGUGUAUCGACGCUAUAUCAAACUGUGUCCGGAAAAUUCGGAAGAAUUUAUAGAAUAUUUACUAUCGAUUGAUAGAAUUGAUGAAGCUGCUGGUAAACUUGCUGAAUUAGUAAAUAGUGAGAGUUUUGUAUCAAAAGAAGGCAAAUCCAAGCAUCAGAUGUGGCAAGAAUUAUGCACACUAAUUUCUAAAAAUCCAGAUCAGAUAAAAUCCAUUAAAGUAGAUGCUAUUAUUCGCGGUGGAUUGAAAAGAUUUUCCGAUAUGGUCGGUCAAUUAUGGAAUUCCCUGGCCGAUUUCUACAUUAGAAGUGGACAUUUUGAAAAAGCUCGAGAUGUUUAUGAAGAAGCGAUCCAAACUGUUAAUACAGUUAGGGACUUUGGACAGGUAUUUGAUGCAUACGCACAAUUUGAGGAAGGUAUGCUCAAUGCAAAAAUGGAAGCCACGGCUGAAUUAGGACCCUCUACUGACGACGAUAUUGAUAUCGAAUUAAGACUGAUGAGAUAUGAAGAGCUUAUCGACAGGAGACCUAUACUUCUCAACAGCGUUUUAUUACGGCAAAAUCCUCAUAAUGUUCAUGAAUGGCACAAGAGAGUUCAGUUGUUCGAAGGAAGCCCUCAAGAUGUAAUAAAGACAUUUACAGCUGCUGUGCAAACGGUUAGUCCUACUGAGGCAUCUGGUAAGCCACAUACUUUAUGGGUAGCUUUUGCUCGGUUUUACGAAGAUAAUGAUCAAUUACCUGAGGCACGUAUUAUUUUUCAAAAAGCAACAAAAGUUCCCUUCAAAUAUGUUGAUGACUUAGCUGCCGUGUGGUGCGAAUUUGCUGAAAUGGAAUUAAGGCAUAAAAAUUAUGAUAAAGCACUCGAUGUAUUACGUAAGGCAACUGCCGUACCUUCACGGCGUGCAGAGUACUUCGAUGAGAAAGAAGCUGUACAAAGUCGUGUUUAUAAAUCGUUAAAGUUAUGGAUGUUUUAUGCAGACUUGGAAGAAAGCCUCGGAACGUUUGAUUCUACGAAAGCUGUUUACAACAGGAUCAUUGAUCUAAGGAUAGCCAAUCCUCAAACUAUUAUAAACUUUGCAAUGUUCUUGGAAGAAAAUCAUUAUUUUGAAGAAGCUUUCAAGGCUUAUGAACGGGGUAUUGCGUUAUUUAACUGGCCUCACGUAUAUGACAUUUGGUUGACGUACUUAAAAAAGUUUAUAGCUCGCUAUGGCGGCAAAAAAUUAGAACGAUCAAGAGAUUUAUUUGAGAACGCUCUUGAUAAUUGUCCAUCGAAAUUUGCUAAAACGUUAUACUUGCUAUACGCAAAGUUAGAGGAAGAAUAUGGGCUAGCCCGCCAUGCUAUGGCUGUUUAUGAACGAGCUGCAAGUGCUGUUUUACCAAAUGAAAAAUUUGAGAUGUUUAAUAUCUACAUUAGCCGCGCAGCUGAUGUAUUUGGAUUGCCAUAUACGCGCCAGAUAUAUGAACGUGCAAUUGAAUCUCUGCCGGAUGAUAGUACUAGAGAAAUGUGUAUGCGUUUUGCGGAUCUAGAGUCGAAGUUAGGCGAAAUCGAUCGGGCUAGAGCAAUUUAUGGCUAUUGUUCGCAGCUUUGUGAUCCGAGGAAAGAGGCAUCAUUCUGGAAAACUUGGCAUGACUUUGAAGUACGUCAUGGCAAUGAAGAUACCUUCCGUGAAAUGCUACGCAUUAAACGUAGCAUACAGGCUAAAUUUAACACUAAGAUAAACUACAUGACAGCCCAAAUGCUUCCGGGAUCAGAGUCUAGUGGAGCUGAUCCAGGUAGUGACGAUAUGAAAAAACUUGAAGAACGUGCGAAAGCAAUCAUUGAAGAAGCUAAACAAGAUCAACCUAAAGUUGGUAAACGGGAUAUUUUAUUUAUCAGGGGCGAUACAACUCAGGAAGAAUCAAAAGAGGCAGUUAUGGCAUCUAACCCGGAAGAAAUUGAUAUAGACGAUGACGAUGAUGAUAAUGAUAAUGAUGUAGAAAAAGUGCCUGCACCCGGUAUGACCUUGAUAAGGACAUCUAUGUUCUGUGUACCAUAUACGCAUGCCUAA